UCUUCAAAUUCUAUAGUUUUUUUUAUUGAAGUUCAGAUUUAAUUCCAGCGAAUAUAUAUAGUAGUUCUUGAUUUUUGAUAAUCAAAGAGUUGCAUGUAUGUAUUUGAGGUGACGGAAAAGAGUAGGAGAGAGAAAGUAAGGUAAAAAUGGUGAAUGGUAAUUUUGUGAAUAAAUCAAGUAAAUCGGGAUAUAUUCGUCAAUUUUCUGAGAUGAUAUGGCGAUCGUUGAUACAGUCUCCUGCUAGAUCUUCCAUAUUUUUCUUCUUCUUUCUAUCUCUUCUCGUCGGUGUUUUUCUCUCUACUCGCUUCCUCGAUUCCUCUGUAACUCCUAAUGUUGAAAGUUCCAUGCGAGGAGCAAUUUCCGCUACAAGUAGUCAGAUGAUAACAUUAGACAAACCUGCACAACUGACAAACUCCAAAGAUACGACCACAGAGACUCCCCAAACUACAAAUGAUCAGAUGGCAACAUCAGACGAACCUGCACAACAGACAAACUCUUACAACACGACCACCGAGACAUCCAGAAAGGCUCAUAAAAUUAUUGAAGUUCCACUUAAAUGUUCUGAUGGUAGCAUCCCACAGACUUGCCCAGCAGAUUACCCUGAAAAAAUGGAACUAGAUCCUGAUGCUCCACCUCCUUCUACAUGUCCUGAAUACUUUCGCUGGAUAUAUGAAGAUCUACGGCCUUGGCAGAAGAAUGGCAUUAUAAGAGAGAUGGUGGAGGGAGCUAAAAGAACUGCAAAUUUCAGAUUGGUCAUAUCUAAUGGAAAGGCUUAUGUUGAGAGAUUCCAGAAGUCAUGGCAAACUAGAGAUGUUUUUACCCUAUGGGGAAUUUUGCAGUUGUUAAGGAAGUAUCCGGGUAGAGUCCCUGAUUUAGAGCUCAUGUUUGAUUGUGUUGACUGGCCAGUAAUAUCAAAACGCUUUCAUUGGCCCAACAACGCGGCUCCUCCUCCUCUGUUUCGUUAUUGUGGGGAUGAUGGAACAUGGGACAUCGUUUUCCCCGAUUGGUCUUUCUGGGGAUGGGCCGAGAUCAAUAUGAAGCCGUGGGAAUUUUUGUCAAAGGAACUAAAAGAAGGCAACAAGAGGGUGAAAUUUGAGGACAGGGAACCUUAUGCUUACUGGAAAGGAAAUCCCUUUGUUGCCCCACACAGGAUGGACCUUCUUAAGUGUAAUGUGACUGACAAGCAGGAUUGGCAAGCUCGCCUGUAUAUACAGGAUUGGGCUAAAGAAGCACAGCAAGGAUUUAAGAAGUCAGACUUGGCGAGCCAGUGCACAGACAGAUAUAAGAUCUACAUCGAAGGAUCAGCAUGGUCAGUCAGCGAGAAGUACAUCCUCGCAUGUGAUUCUGUUGCCUUGUUAGUAAAGCCCCUGUACUAUGACUUCUUCUCAAGAAGUUUGAUGCCUACACAACAUUAUUGGCCUGUCAGGCAGGAUGACAAGUGUAGGUCUAUCAAGUUCGCUGUUGAAUGGGGGAAUAAUCACAUGCAAAAGGCUCAAGCAAUCGGAAAGGCGGCCAGUGAAUUCGUUCUGGAAGAUUUAAAGAUGGACUAUAUAUACGAUUACAUGUUACAUCUACUUACUGAAUAUGCUAAGCUCUUAAAAUUCAAGCCAACCAUACCGAAAAAUGCUGUCGAGCUUUGUUCCGAGACCAUGGCUUGCUCUGCAACGGAUUCAGAGAAGAAGUUUAUGACAGAAUCUCUGGUGAAGGGUCCUUCAGAUAAAAGUCCAUGCACAAUGCCGCCUCCUUAUGAUCGAGCUACAUUUCAAUCCCUACUGAAGAGAAAAACAGACGCAGUGAAACAGGUAGAAAAGUGGGAGAAAGAUUAUUGGAUUAAUGGAACUCAGCCUCUAUAAAUACAGAUAGGUUUUAAUUUAUAUGCAGAUAGGUAUAAAUAGAAAUUCAAAAAAUGUGCUUGUUCAUUUUUUUUUGUUUUGUUAUUAUUGGAGUGUAAUAUACAGACUAUAGAGUAUACACGAACUCUAGAUAGAUAUAGAAUGAUUUUCACGUAUGAGAAAAAAGUAUUACAUCCUCUCAA
Beta vulgaris subsp. vulgaris (sugar beet) is the source of this 2035-nucleotide messenger RNA. RefSeq lists its product as uncharacterized. The record is from RefSeq and is a predicted model, not a curated record. The coding region runs from base 147 to 1853 and encodes 568 amino acids. The transcript is spliced from 6 exons. NCBI's taxonomy places the organism in Eukaryota, Viridiplantae, Streptophyta, Magnoliopsida, Caryophyllales, Amaranthaceae.